Brachypodium distachyon (stiff brome) is the source of this 1539-nucleotide messenger RNA. RefSeq names its product putative serine/threonine-protein kinase. The transcript has 2 exons. NCBI's taxonomy places the organism in Eukaryota, Viridiplantae, Streptophyta, Magnoliopsida, Poales, Poaceae. The record is from RefSeq and is a predicted model, not a curated record. Gene Ontology annotation, biological process: protein phosphorylation. Gene Ontology annotation, molecular function: ATP binding; protein kinase activity. Bases 260 to 1441 code for a protein of 393 amino acids.
AAUUGAAAUAGAUAGUCGUCUUGUGCUUUUCAUUUAUCGACCUCAAGACUCCCAGUGGGCUGUCACUCUCAAUCGAUCAGUACAUACCUGGUGGAAGCAGGAAGAUAUAUUAAUCGGUCAUUCACUUUGAUAAGUUUGCUUCCUCCACUAACAAAAUCAUCAUAUCUUCUUAUUCCCUCCUCUUCCACACGGCAUGCAGCUUCUGUUUCUCUUCCUAGAGCCACAGAGCUAGUUUGGAUCCGAAGAUAGCUGGCAUAGCAUGCCUGCUUGUUGCUGCUUCCGCGGCCGCGCUAAUCCCAGCAAGAAACACCUCAGCUACUCCCCUUCCGUUCCCGCAUCGUCAUCGGAGCCGGAGACGAAAAAGAAGAAGAAGUUCAAGGUGUUUACGUACAGGGAGCUGCGUUGGGCGACCAACAACUUCCACCGGAGCAACAAGAUCGGCCAGGGCGGCUUCGGCGCCGUCUACAAGGGCACACUCCGCGACGGAUCCGACGUGGCCGUCAAGGUGCUCUCCGCCAGCUCCCGCCAGGGGAUCAAGGAGUUCCUCACCGAGAUCCACGUCAUCGCCGACGUGGACCACCCCAACCUCGUGGACCUCCUCGGCUGCUGCGCCCACGGCGACCGCCACCGCAUCCUCGUCUACGACCUCCUCCCCAACGGCAGCCUCCACCGCGCCCUCCUCUCGAGCACGGCGGCCAACGGCUCCUCCCGUAGGCUGCCGGCGGCGAUGACGUGGCGCGUCCGACGUGGCGCGUGCGUCGGCGUUGCGCGCGGGCUGGCGUUCCUGCACGAGGAGCUCGGCGUGGUGCACCGCGACAUCAAGGCCAGCAACGUGCUUCUCGACGCCGACUGGGCGCCCAAGAUCGGCGACUUCGGGCUCGCGAGGCUCUUCCCCGACAACGUCACCCACGUCAGCACACGCGUGGCGGGCACCACGGGUUACCUGGCGCCCGAGUACGCGUGGCACGGCCAGCUCACCAAGAAGGCCGACGUGUACAGCUUCGGCGUGCUCGUGCUGGAGAUCGUCACCGGGAAGAGCAGCUCAAGAAGUCUCCACCAUAAUUGCCUCUACAACGACGACGAUGAGAAGGUGCUGGUUGAGAGGGUGUGGGAGACAUUUGAGACCGGCAAGCUUGGUGACAUCAUCGACCCGGCUCUCGUGUUUCUGCCGGAGACGAAGGAGAAGGAGGAGGCCGUGAGGUACAUGAAGGUUGCGCUGCUUUGCACGCAGGCGGCGCCGCUUCGUCGGCCGGCGAUGCCGCAGGUGGUCGAGAUGCUGGAGAGAGGGGAUGUGAGGAUCAGGGAGACGGAGAUGACGCCGCCAGGGUACGUGGUCAAGUCUCAUCAUCGUCAGGACGGGUCGGACAAGAAACAUUCUUCCGUUUCGUCCAUGCUUGUUAAUGUUUCGCAUAGUACUGUCACUGAGAUUGCGCCAAGGUGAUCGGACUUUCAUUUAAUUACGAGUACUGUAUACUGGCAUCAUUCAUUCAUGAGUAUCGAUAAGAGCGAGCAAGCAAUUCCAGCAAAUGCUUAAGCAAA